Molecule: messenger RNA, 9121 nt
Organism: Homo sapiens (human)
Lineage: Eukaryota; Metazoa; Chordata; Mammalia; Primates; Hominidae
Gene: KLHL24
Product: kelch like family member 24
Exons: 9
Coding region: 2086-3888 (600 amino acids)
Cellular component (GO): axon; cytoplasm; adherens junction
Source: RefSeq, marked reviewed
GUUGUGAGCUGCGGCAGAGACUGGUGGCUGGAGGAGACGCCGGCGCUGGAGAGUGCGCUGCGCCGCCCGCCGCUGAGGGACCGCGGGGUUAGCCACUGCUGGCUGCUUCCAGUGUUCGCCGAGAGGUACCGGGGGUGACAGCUCCGGGACCGGCCGAAAGGUGUGGAAAUUAAAAGAACACACAUAUUUUGACUGGGGCUUUGAUCAACCAAAUGCUAAAAAGGCUGGAGUGCAAUGGUGCGAUCUCGGCUCACUGCAACCUCCGCCUCCCGGGUUCAAGUGAUUCUCCUGUCUCCUGGGUUCAAGUGAUUCUCCUGCCUCAGCCUCCUGAGUAGCUGGGACUACAGGCGUCCACAACCACGCCCAGCUAAUCUUUGUAUUACUUUAUUGUAUAAAAUGGGAAGGCAAAAGCUAGCAAAUUUCAUGUGGAAGCCCAAAAGAUACAUUCUGAAUGCAUCUCACACUCCUAAGAUGCCCUCCUGCAAAUCAUUUAUACAUAGGAAGUGUUUACAUUUGGUGUAGUUACGGAGACCAGUAAUUGGAGAGUUCCCAGAAAAUCCAGAGGAAGUCAAGAUGCCCAAAAGUCAGGAGGCAGCAGGCUGAAGCUGUUUGGAAAGAUCUAUGAGAUAGUCUCUCUUACAUACAGAGCAGUAAACAAAUAUCUCAUUGCUGUUGAAGACUUUGUAAUACAAGGUGAUUUUAUAGGUGUUCUAGUCCAGGAUUUUCCAUUUUUUAUUGGGUAAAAGUAGUGGAGAGGAAGACCUCUUUUGUCAGUGAACAAAUCAAGGAGCCAACUAUGAAAAUAAGGGGCAGAUAAUAGCAUAAAAAGACAGACCCUUAAUUGAUACAAAGCUUAAUCAAUUUUAUAUUAAUACUUAACUCACUGUUCUCAAAUUUAUCUAAUAAAUAUUAGAUAGAAUAAAAUCAUUGAAUACAUAAAACAAAGUAUACUUUUAUAUUUGUUUUUCUACUUGUCCAUUCUAGCCAAAGGGAAAUUCUUAGUUCUUACAAUGUGCUAUUUUGUUUUGUAUUCUGAACAAAUUUUCAUUUAAACAUUGAGAAAGUGAAAAUGUAUGCAGGAAGAAGCUCACGAUUUCCAUUGUUGUUAAUACCAAUAAUUGUAUCACUAGUCAAAGUCACAAUCACUUGUGUGAAUUUUUUGAACCUGAAAUGCAACAGGAAUUUAAACUAGAUUAAGCUGGAAUGAAUAGUAGGUUCUUGAUUUGGGUACCUGACUUGUAGCUAAUUCAACCAUAAUUUGAAUCUAGAUUAAUAAGGCAUUAAGAUUAAAAUAUGAGUUAUAUUCCAUGUCAUCACAGUUUAUGUUUAUCAUAAUUGAAAUGUUCCCUUUUUUAAUUACUUGUGAUAUUACAUACAUUGAACUUUUUGAAGUUUCACCAACAACAAAAAAUUGACAUUCAGGUACAGUAGUGAUCUCUCUUGAUAUGGGGGAUACAUUUCUGUUUAUAAAAUGGUUAUUGAGAUAACUUCAAAUUAAAAGCAUAUUUGAUAGAUACGCUACUGCUCAUGUGUGGGAGCCUGGAAUUUGGAAGUCAUUCUAUGCAUUGUAAAUGGAGUUGUAAAUGUUAAGCUGUGUGUAUGCACAUGCAUCCAGACAUCCACACAAAUAUAUGGGCAACUGUAACCCAAGUUGGGUGACGUAUAAUGAAGCAAACAUGAACUCUGAGUAAUCAGAAAAAUCUUAAAAGAGAUGGGAAGAAAUCCAUUUUUUUUUAGUUAGUGAUAAUAAAUUUUAAAACUAAUAAAAUAUUUUAAACUCAGAUAUAUUUUUAUUCAUUUAGGUAUUAAAAUUAAUAAAAUGAAAUAGAGCUUUUAUUUGUUCUCAGGCAAGUCUGUUACCUAAAAUCUGCAAAACAUAAUUGGGUCGAAGUUAAAAAUCUAGCUUGUUUGGACCAUAACAUACAUGUAGAGGAAAAUAUUUCCUCAAAUUUAAGAGAAACUAAUUUUCCUAACUAAAUUUGUGGGAGUUACUUUGUUGACAUUUACUCCGAAACCAGCCAUUGCCACAUAAAGAAGAUCCCUAAUAGUCAUUUCUCAACAAUUAUAUAGUCAACUGAUGUAACAAUGGUACUAAUAUUGGGACGCAGACUAAACAGAGAGGAUCUUGGGGUGCGUGAUUCCCCAGCAACUAAGCGAAAAGUUUUUGAAAUGGACCCCAAAUCUCUGACAGGUCAUGAGUUUUUUGACUUCUCUUCAGGAUCAUCCCAUGCCGAAAACAUACUCCAGAUAUUUAAUGAAUUUCGUGAUAGCCGCUUAUUCACAGAUGUUAUCAUUUGUGUGGAAGGAAAAGAAUUUCCUUGCCAUAGAGCUGUGCUCUCAGCCUGUAGCAGCUACUUCAGAGCUAUGUUUUGUAAUGACCACAGGGAAAGCCGAGAAAUGUUGGUUGAGAUCAAUGGUAUUUUAGCUGAAGCUAUGGAAUGUUUUUUGCAGUAUGUUUAUACUGGAAAGGUGAAGAUCACUACAGAGAAUGUACAGUAUCUCUUUGAGACAUCAAGCCUCUUUCAGAUUAGUGUUCUCCGUGAUGCAUGUGCCAAGUUCUUGGAGGAGCAACUUGAUCCUUGUAAUUGCUUAGGAAUCCAGCGCUUUGCUGAUACCCAUUCACUCAAAACACUCUUCACAAAAUGCAAAAAUUUUGCGUUACAGACUUUUGAGGAUGUAUCCCAGCACGAAGAAUUUCUUGAGCUUGACAAAGAUGAACUUAUUGAUUAUAUUUGUAGUGAUGAACUUGUUAUUGGUAAAGAGGAGAUGGUUUUUGAAGCCGUCAUGCGUUGGGUCUAUCGUGCCGUUGAUCUGAGAAGACCACUGUUACACGAGCUCCUGACACAUGUGAGACUCCCUCUGUUGCAUCCCAACUACUUUGUUCAAACAGUUGAAGUGGACCAAUUGAUCCAGAAUUCUCCUGAGUGUUAUCAGUUGUUGCAUGAAGCAAGACGGUACCACAUACUUGGGAAUGAAAUGAUGUCCCCAAGGACUAGGCCACGCAGGUCCACUGGCUAUUCUGAGGUGAUAGUUGUCGUUGGAGGAUGUGAGCGAGUUGGAGGAUUUAAUCUUCCAUACACUGAGUGCUACGAUCCUGUAACAGGAGAAUGGAAGUCUUUGGCUAAGCUUCCAGAAUUUACCAAAUCAGAGUAUGCAGUCUGUGCUCUAAGGAAUGACAUUCUUGUUUCAGGUGGAAGAAUCAACAGCCGUGAUGUCUGGAUUUAUAACUCACAGUUAAAUAUUUGGAUCAGAGUUGCCUCUCUCAAUAAAGGCAGAUGGCGUCACAAAAUGGCUGUCCUCCUUGGUAAAGUAUAUGUUGUCGGUGGCUAUGAUGGGCAAAACAGACUUAGCAGCGUAGAAUGUUAUGAUUCCUUUUCAAAUCGAUGGACUGAAGUUGCUCCCCUUAAGGAAGCCGUGAGUUCUCCUGCAGUGACUAGCUGUGUAGGCAAACUGUUUGUGAUUGGUGGAGGACCUGAUGAUAAUACUUGUUCUGAUAAGGUUCAAUCUUAUGAUCCAGAAACCAAUUCUUGGCUACUUCGUGCAGCUAUCCCAAUUGCCAAAAGGUGUAUAACAGCUGUAUCCCUAAACAACCUGAUCUAUGUUGCCGGUGGACUGACCAAGGCAAUAUACUGUUACGAUCCAGUUGAAGAUUACUGGAUGCACGUACAGAAUACAUUCAGCCGUCAGGAAAACUGUGGUAUGUCUGUGUGUAAUGGUAAAAUAUAUAUCCUGGGCGGAAGACGGGAAAAUGGAGAAGCCACAGACACUAUUCUCUGUUAUGAUCCUGCAACAAGUAUCAUCACAGGGGUAGCUGCAAUGCCCAGGCCAGUGUCCUAUCAUGGCUGUGUGACUAUUCAUAGAUACAAUGAGAAAUGCUUUAAACUCUGAAGACAGGAUACCUCACCGAAGAAGCCACACUGAUCCAAGAUGGGAGGUUUUAAAAACUCUACAGUGGGAACUUCACAUAUCUCCUUUGUGCCAUAUGCAAAAAAUAGUAAAAAUAAUAAUUUGGUGCCUUUCUCCUCAAAAUAUCAAUCUUUCAAACUAUAAUAAAGCCUUUCCUAUAAUUGAAAAAAAAAACUUUUUUGUUAAAGGUAAUGGUGGUUGUUACUUGGCCUUUGAAGAGUGUACCUUUGUAAGUAUUUGUAAGAAGUCUAUGUGAAUUAGGAAAUGUCUGUCUGCAUACCUUUUAGGAGCGUGUGAAUGGUGUCUUCACUUAUUAUGUAUGUUUAUCUGUAUGUAUAUUCCUUAUUUUGUCAUAUAUGUAGAGAAAAUUGCAUGACUUGAGGCAUCAUUUAGGUUGAAGAAGUUAAUGCUUAGGAUGCAUUCUAGGAGAAAAAAUCAGUUUUAAAAACCUUUGUUGUUAACAAAGUAUAUCCAGAUUGGUUAAUUUUAUUGAAGGGUUUUUUUCUGUAAUUGAUAAAAAUGUAAUGACAACAAUUCAGGCAUCAUAAAAUACUGAACUAUUGUGACUUUAUUCUUAGAAUUGCUGUCUUACAUUAAACAUGUUUUUAGGGGGAAGUUAGGUAGGAGAUAGAAAAAUAAGUGCCCCUACAAGGGGGAUUAAAAUUACAAGUUAAUUCCUAAGAGAAAAAUGGAAUGGCCUUUGAAGGAAAAAUGACCCACUAUGGCUCUCAAAGUUUUUAUGCAUCAUCUCUUCAAUCCUCUAAGAAAGCCUCUUUUCUUAACUUGAUAAAGCAGUGGAAACCCAUUUUGCAAUAUUGUUUUGUGAAAAACAGGGACAGACAGCCAGGUACAGAGACUCACACCUGUACUCCCAACUACUCAGCAGGCUGGGGCAGGAGGAUUGCUUGAGCCCAGGAGUCUGAGGCUACAGUGAGCUAUGAACGCACACGGCACCCUAGCCUGGGCAACAGGUUGCGACACUGUCUCAAGAGAAAAGAAAAAGAAAAAUAGGGAUAGGUUUUCCUUCCUAGCCCAGUAGAGUUUGACCUCAUUAGUAUGGUGCUUUGGGUGAGGACCUCUUCCUUGAUUAUCCCACUUUCUAGUGAACAGCUAAAAUUCCUGAGAGUCUCUACUGUUAAGGUACCUUUAAUAGGAUAAAGCAGGGACCACCUAUCUCAGUGGGUCCAUUUUUCUUUUAAAAUUAGUUAUCUGAAAAAACUUAGCAGUAGUUCCCAUCUUUAAGGUAAGUCUUUCAUUUGGUCCCCAUUGUGUAAAAUACUAAUCAACAUUUUCAAGCUUCUGUACAACAGACUGCUUUUGUCUAGAUUUCUCAACUCCACUUUAUAAAGCUUAUCAGUUUUCAGAGAGGAAUGUGAAUUUUUUUUCUAAUGCAAAUAAAUGGAUAUGGCAGGAACUACAGCAUAAGUGAUUAUUGUGAUUCUGGGUGGACGGAUAUAAUUUACAACAUUUAGGGAUGUUCUAGGUAGCCUGCUGUAGUUUGACUUCCAGUCACUGUUGUCUUUCACAUUAUAAUUUGUAUAUUUCUUGUGAUAGAAGGGAUGAUGCAAAUAUGUAAUUAAAGUGUCACCAGAUUUCUGUUAAAACCAAGGUUGAAAUAAAAAGCCUAACAUUGGUAAGCUACAUUGUUUUCUCAUUUUAGAAUGAUUCAGAGAUUUCAGAUAGACAUUUUUUAAACUUUAAUGCUUAGCUAGAAUCUACAUUCUGAGGAAAACUCUAAAAAACUUAAAAAUUUUUAGGGAAUUUUUAUUUUUCAAAUCAUAAUUUUAAAAUGAUAGAUACCAUUUUGUGAUAACAACAAUUCAGAAAACAAUUUUCUAUCCUCUUAGUUGAAAGAAUGUAGGUACAGUUUGGAUACUUGUACUUUAAUUUUAGAGUAAACAUCUGCAUUAUACUCUUAUAGAUAAUAGAAUUAUUUAGUUAAGAAAUUCUUUACAGUAAAUGAGAUAAUGUGUGAAAAAGUAUUUUGUAAAUGCUGAGGAUUCUACAAAUGAUAGUUGUUAUUUUCAUGUGUAUUUGUAAGAUCAUGUCCAUUUCAUGAAUAUAGGACUUCACAUAAAAAAAGACUUUCUCAAGACAACUUUAUAUUCUAGUAUUUUUCUGUUGUAAAAAGUAUUAACUAUUUACUUUUAUUUUGUUAUACAUUUAUUUUAAUAUCCAUGUGUUUAUUAUAGUAAAUUUGAAAUGAAAUCCUGAAAAACAGAAUUUUUUUAAACACAGACCUCACACCAAUAUUAAUUUUUUCUCUACAUAAUUUAAAACUACAUAAAUUAAGUACUUAAAAUUUAUAUUGAAGGCCACCAAGAACUUAGGUUGAAUCUUAGAAAAUUUAAAUAACUAUUUUUAAAGUUACCCAACUUAAUAUUUUAAUUUUUUAAUAUUUAUCUUCCUUUACUAAUUCUUGAUAAAUAAUAGCAUUAGACUUGAUAAAAUAAAAAAGAAUUUUAGAGUAGAAUUAAUAUAUCAAAAGGGGUAUAUCAACCAAAUUGGUGUCAGAUUGUAUUCAUUCUCUCAUCACAUAAAGAUUUUUCUUUUGAUAGGUGAUGCUCAUAUGAACCUUUGGUUUAGAAUCUAUAUAUGUACAUGUGUAUGUAUGUAGAUAGUAUGGUUGUAUACACACAUAUAUACCAAACACCAUGAAUUUUAGCAGUCUGUGAUGAUCAGCAAAAAAGCACAUAAAGUAAAAAUUAGUUGACCAUGCUAAAUUCAAUUCUGGAAUUUUUUUUUAUUUGGGCAUUUCUAGAACUUUUUACAUUUGAAAGUACAUGAUGAGUAUUAGUAACGAUGACUUAUGUAUAAUCAGAAUCUUUAUGACAAUUUAGUUUUACAAGGUCAGAAGAGAUGAGUUUGCUAAACCCAGCUGUGAUACCUCAGUUGGAAAGGGAAUUCAAAGGUAUGCUUUGUAGAACAGAAAAGUAUAGUUUUUUUUUCAUGAACUUUAAUCAUUUUCUGUUUUUCCUCUAUGUGAGUCAGCUACAAAAGUGGUCUAAUUUUUACAACAGUAGAACUUCCUCCUUUUCUACUGUAAUCUUCCCACUGACUUUACUGCACAGGUAUGAAAUACUAGUGUAUUGGAUCUUCAGUAACCUUUUUAUUUCCUAGAUGAUUGAAAUAUAGGUAUUUACUCCAUUUAAACCAGGUGAUAAGAUGAUGUAAAUACUCAGGGAGGGUAUUAACUUGUUACUUUUGCUCGUUUGGGGUGUAAAGUGCCAUGACUGAAUAAUCUUCAAUUCAUGAUUCUAGAGUAAGUUUAAUUUGGAAAAAGGGGCUUCACACAUGGUGGUGGUUGAACAUUGAUUCUUUUAUACUUAAAAAGAUGAAAAUGUUUUGUGGACUGAUACAUUUUAUCUUACUGAAUAUGAAUUGUUUAUGUAUCUCUACUGUCAAAUAGCCUUUUUGAAACUCAGGAAAGACAAAGGUUCAAUUACACCACUUUUGUCAAUAAGCAAACCAGGUAUUUUUUUUUUCUCCUGUUGUCUGGAUAUGGCAAUAGAUUUUUUAAAUUGCUGUGAGAACCCAUAUAUGAAAAGAGAGGAGUUGAAUUGUGUGUGCCUUUUAUGUCUUGAGAUUUAUAUGUGGAAAAGACGACAUCUACUUCAAACUGUAUUUUUUUCGUUUUUUUUUUUUUUUGGGGAAGGGGGGAGAACGGGGUCUUGCUCUGUCGCCCAGGCUGGAGUGCAGUGGCGCGAUCUCAGCUGACUGCAACCUCCACCUCCCGGGUUCAAGGGAUUCUGCCUCAGCCUCCCGAGUAGCUGAGACCACAGGUGCGUGCCACCACACCCGGCUAAUUUUUUUGUAUUUUUAGUAGAGACGGGGUUUAGUAGAGACGGAUCACUCCUGACCACGUGAUCCGCCCACCUCGGCCUCCCAAAGUGCUGGGAUUACAGGCGUGAGCCACCACCCCCGGCCUGUAUUUUCAGAGAGGAGAGCUUGGUGUUUUUGUGGUGCCAAGUGGUAAGAUAAUGUCUCUUUGAGGCUUCCUAUGGACUGCCUUUAUUUUAGUAAACUCAAGACACCAGUUAACCUCAACAGAGUUUUGGCCUUAUUAGAAUUUGUUGUGCAUCUUAUUGAAAGCCAGGUUUACAUCACCUCACCCCAUUAUUCUUUUUAGUUAAAUAAAUUUACCAUGCCAAGUAACCAGAAUGGAGCAAAUUGGUUGAUCUUUAAGGCAGUAGGUUUGACUAGCUAGCUAUCAUUAUUGUCACAUCUAAUGCUAGGCACCAGAAACCAUUUGAGCCAGGAGUGUGAAUGAAUAAUUCCAGAGACACUUUAGACAUUUUUUAAUGUUUUAUAUGAACAUUUUACAUUUGUGUGAUUGCCUUAGAUAUUAAAUUUUCCUAGUGCUGAUAAAAACAGCAACAUUCAUAACUUAUUUUAUAUAUUGUUCCAAAGAAAAGAAUUUGUUUUAAUGGUUUCAAAAUAACUGCACCUGAAUUUGUUUAUGUGCCUUAAGUUCUCUAGUGCUAUUUCAACUUUUUUUUCAAUCUAAAUGAAGCUUACCUUAGAUAAGGUUCAUAUUUGUUUCCUAUAGAGUAAAUAAACUUCCCCUUCUUAAAUUGUGUAAUAAGCACCAACGUGUGGUUGCUUGGCAGAAUGAGAAUGUUAAGGGAGAUUGUUGGAUGUUUGGAGUUUCAUUAUAUUUUUUGUUUUUAUUUUUUGAUACCUAGGUGCUUUUUAAAAUAUUCAGACAAAUAUCUAUCUUACAUUGAUUAAACCCGUGUAAAUUCAUUUGCAGUAUCUACAUCGAAUGUCAAAAAAGUAUACUUAUUUUUGUUCCAUACUUAUGUACAAUUUUUUCCCUCUUCAGGCUUUUUCAUUUACCUUUUUGAAAAAGCACUUACUCUCCCCUUCCCUAUCACCCCUCCCCCAAGGUUUCUUUAUUUAAAUUUUUAUUGAGAGUUGUUGGAGCUCUAAGACAAUACAAAUUUAGAGUUGAACAAAAGUAUAAUCUGCUUUACAACUAGUAUAGACCUAAGGUCAUUUGCUUUCAAUUAGAGGCUCCAGAGUCUUCAUAGUGGAAAGAAUGCUUUGUAUUUAAUUGUUCUUAGUUAAGUUGUAGCACGUGAAUACUUACUUACAUGUUUUGUUUAAAUAUACUUCUUGCAUAGUUUAAUUUUUUAAAAGUUGUAUCUAAUAAAAUGUCUUUUAACCAUUAUUACUUGACUAUAUGGUUGUAUUAAAUUUUGUUUACGAAAAA